Molecule: messenger RNA, 6479 nt
Organism: Coregonus sp. 'balchen'
Lineage: Eukaryota; Metazoa; Chordata; Actinopteri; Salmoniformes; Salmonidae
Source: the annotation of a GenBank genome assembly
GUGUGCUCAAAGUGCAGCGCAGACCCAGGCUAUAAAAACACCAGUCGCAUGCAACUGGUGCCUGACAUUGCUGUGUUGGCGGAUACUUUUGUCGACGGAGCUGUAGCAAAACGUUUUGUGCCUUUACUGUAUGCUAACAAUAAAUUGUCUCAACCUUUUUUACGCGUCUUCAAUCAUCUGAAUCUUGACGGGAGGAAAUGGUAUGCGCGCACUUUACAUAACUUCAUUGUUCUCUUUUUACAUUGAAAUACUAAAUGCGGGAAGUAAAUGUUUCCUAUUUUCAGUAGUUAUUAGUAUUUGCCAUGCUCAUUGGCAAAUGUAAUGUUCAUGCAGUCUGAAAAUGUAGACCAACAUUUACUCGACGAUUUCAGAUGUUUCAUUUGAAAAAACGUUUUAUUGCCUUAUGCCUAUAGCAGCCAUGCGUAGGGCCCUACCCACAUCAAUUGAAUGUAUCCAUUAGUAUGAAUGUUGAUACUUUGUUACUACGUUCUAACAAUGUAAUAUAAAAGACAGUUGCCGACAGUAUGAAGAUAGGCAGAAACUGCUUCGCCAAUUGAAAUCCCUGAUCACACUUGUAGGCGAUGUCAUGGCGACUUUGGCUAGCUAAGCUCAUGCGCAGAAACACGUCAUCAUGUCUAACGGUCGUCUCGCACCGAACUCCUUCGAUAUACAGUUGUUUUUUUAGGGAAAUUAAAACGUGUCACUUUCACGACGUUGGACUAAUAACAUGUUCAACUACUUAAGACAUUGUCUCGAAUCUAGGUUGUGCCUUUAGAUUUUGAGAAAAUUAAGAACUAAGAAUUUUUCACUUCUCAUUGACUUCUCAAACCCCGGCCUGGUCUACUUGGUCUGUUUCGCAAGCGUUCACGGAAGUCUUGCGUUGUUGCGCCUCUGGGUUUAGAAACUCAGUGGUAAUACAGUAUGUGCGGGAAUGUAUACUGUCUGUGUCUGAAAGAGAGAAUUCCGAUGAAUCUGUUGAGGCUGGGUGAGGAAGCGGAAAGGUGGGUGGUAUGGGCAAAUAUGGUGGAUAAAUGAAGAUAGUUCACUCAGGCCUUUUACAAUUUAAAAAAAAAGGGUCAGUUCCGGUCUACUUUACUGGGUGUCCUAAAGACACCAAUGCAAUAUCAGCUGGGUCUGGUCUACUUAGUUCAUUGACUUUUAUUGAACCACAACAGCGAGUUUCUUCUUCCGUCUCUGGUAGGGGCAGACGCAGCUGGUUGAGUCACAUGCUUGACAAACUUGACAAACUUUCAUGAGGUUUUUAACCUUCAAAUGACACAUUAAUUUGUUAAAAGAUUAGCUUACUUUACCUGUAUUUAGGCAGGAGUCUAGGAAAGCAAUGUCAUGUGAUACAGUAACUUUCUAUAUCAAUUGUGUACAUAAACAAAAAAUGUAGUCUAGUACAUAGCCUAUGGGCCUAUGCAUGAUACCAUGUGCUUUUUAAAGAAUAAGCCAUUAAAAAGUAUAGCAAGCAUGCCAAACCCCUUUCCUGUCAUCAUACAAUAAGUUACUUUGUAUUCCUGAUUUAAGAGUUAUAUUUUUCUUUGUGACUUACUGUGUUAUUACACAGCAUUUUAGUUUUAAAUUUUUACUGAUGCCACUUCCUUUUCAAAUGUCAGUGUAUUACCACCUUGUGAGAAUCUAGAAUACCCUCCCCCUGAGAUCCAGUGCCAAGAAUACAAUCUGGACUUGCUGAAACAUGUGUCUGGCAGUCUGUCUAAAAUAUAUUAUUUAAACACUUAGGUACAGUUUCCUAGCGUCAGAUUAGGCCUAGUUCUGAUUUUAGUCCAGGACUAGGGUCAAUCUGUGUCCGGGAAAACGACUAUCAAAGGAAUAAAUCAUUUUUCUUUGACUAGAUUUGAGUUCAGGAUCUUUGGGGGUCAUUAUUUAGAGUGACAUAGUUCUUUUAAAUUUGGAGCUACCAUAUUGCUCUCUACUUUUGGCAUUACUUUUUUUUUUAUAUAUAUAAAAAAAAAAAAGGAACCUUUAUUUAACCAGGUAAGCCAGUUGUGAACAAGUUCUCAUUUACAACUGCGACCUGGCCAAGAUAAAGCAAAGCAGUGCGAUAAAAACAACAACAACACAGAGUUACAUAUGGGAUAAACAAAGCAUACAGUCAAAAAUACAAUAGAAAAUCUAUAUACAGUGUGUGCAAAAUAUAGUAAGUUAUGGAGGUAAGGCAAUAAAUAGGCCAUAGUGCAAAAUAAUUACAAUUUAGUAUUAACACUGGAGUGAUAGAUGUGAAAAAUAUGAUGUGCAAAUAGAGAUACUGGGGUGCAAAUGAGCAAAAUAAAUAACAAUAUGGGGAUGAGGUAGUUGGGUGGGCUAAUUACAGAUGGGCUGUGUACAGGUGCAGUGAUCGGUAAGCUGCUCUGACAACUGAUGCUUAAAGUUAGUGAGGGAGAUAAGAGUCUCCAGCUUCAGAGAUUUUUGCAGUUUGUUCCAGUCAUUGGCAGCAGAGAACUGGAAGGAAUGGCAGCCAAAGGAGGUGUUGGCUUUGGGGAUGACCAGUGAGAUAUACCUGCUGGAGCGCAUACUACGGGUGGGUGUUGCUAUGGUGACCAAUGAGCUAAGAAAAGGCAGGGAUUUGCCUAGCAGUGAUUUAUAGAUGACCUGGAGCCAGUGGGUUUGGCGCCGAAUAUGUAGUGAGGGCCAGCCAACGAGAGCGUACAGGUCACAAUGGUGGGUAGUAUAUGGGGCUUUGGUGACAAAACGGAUGGCACUGUGAUAGACUACAUCCAAUUAGCUGAGUAGAGUGUUGGAGGCUAUUUUGUAAAUGACAUCGCCGAAGUCAAGCAUCGGUAGGAUAGUUCGUUUUAUGAGGGCAUGUUUGGCAGCAUGAGUGAAGGAGGCUUUUUUUGCGAAAUAGGAAGCCGAUUCUAGAUUUAACUUUGGAUUGGAGGUGCUUAAUGUGAGUCUGGAAGGAGAGUUUACAGUCUAACCAGACACCUAGAUAUUUGUAGUUGUCCACAUAUUCUAAGUCAGACCCGCCGAGAGUAGUGAUUCUAGUCGGGCGGGCAUAAGCAGCGUUCGAUUGAAGAGCAUGCAUUUAGUUUUACUGGCGUUUAGGAGCAGUUGGAGGCUACGGAAGGAGUGUUGAAUGGCAUUGAAGCUCGUUUGGAGGUUUGUUAACACAGUGUCCAAUGAAGGGCCAGAUGUAUACAAAAUGGUGUUGUCUGCGUAGAGGUGGAUCUGAGAGUCACCAGCAGCAAGAGCGACAUCAUUGAUAUACACAGAGAAUAGAGUCGGCCCGAGAAUUGAACCCUGUGGCACCCCCAUAGAGACUGCCAGAGGUCCAGACAACAGGCCCUCCGAUUUGACACAUUGAACUCUAUCUGAGAAGUAUUUGGUGAACCAGGCGAGGCAGUCAUUUGAGAAACCAAGGCUAUUUAGUCUGCCAAUAAGAAUGUGGUGAUUGACAGAGUCGAAAGCCUUGGCCAGGUCGAUGAAGAAGGCUGCACAGUACUGUCUUUUAUCGAUCGCGGUUAUAAUAUCGUUUAGGACCUUGAGCGUGGCUGAGGUGCACCCAUGACCAGCUCGGAAACCAGAUUGCAUAGCGGAGAAGGUACGGUGGGAUUCAAAAUGGUCAGUGAUCUGUUUGUUAACUUGGCUUUCAAAUACUUUCGAAAGGCAGGGCAGGAUGGAUAUAGGUCUGUAACAGUUUGGAUCUAGAGUGUCACCCCCUUUGAAGAGGGGGAUGACCGCUGCAUCUUUCCAAGCUCCUUUAAUUACUUGAACCACGUGGUAAUUGAUACAUCUUGAUCUUUCCCUGAUCUAUAUCUGGUUUUGCUUUUCUGUCAACAUUUUAUUCGGUAUUGAAUGUGCUUACUGAGGUGUCAUAACCAGCUAAAGGUGAAAAGAUAACAUACAGGAAUGUUGUUAUUAAUAAAUCCUAUAUGUCAGCAUAGUUGAAUUCCUUGUACCUUUGUGUGUAAAUAUAGUUCCGAUUUACAGUAUCUGUGUGUCAGAUGGGCUUUGCUGUUUAUGUAUUUUCCACUUCAGCCAGAUGGUUUGAGGAACAGGAAGUAGUCAUGCUGUUGUUUUUUGCCAACAGAGAGAGUGUAUCUCCAUCCACGUGGGCCAGGCGGGCAUUCAGACGGGCAAUGCCUGCUGGGAACUCUUCUGCUUGGAACACGGUGUGGGGCCUGACGGGGUGUUCAAUGAAGAGGACCAGGGGCCUCAUUCACGGACUGACACCUUCAACACCUUUUUCAACACCGGAAGUUCUGGCCGCCAUGUUCCUAGGGCCAUAUUUGUGGACCUGGAGCCAACGGUGGUUGGUAAGCGAUGUCAUUUGUAACGUUUUGUUUCCCUCCACCCAUCAUUCAUGUUUUGUGUGUGUGAUUAUACGUGUGUAGUGUGAAUGCAUAUCCAUCCUCAUGGGCCAGGCAGGAGUGCUAAUUGGGAAUGCAUGCGGGCGGGGACCUGUGCUGGAUGGAGCAUGGUAUCCAAGCGAUAAGACCAUUGGUGGUGGCGGUGAUAACCCCUUUUACACUUUCUUCAAUGAGCGUGGCUCAGGAAAGCUUGAACAAAGGGCUGUAUUUGUGGACCUAGCAAGCUGGACUUGGUAAGUGAUGGUGUAGAAUAUUGAUAAAAAGAUGAAGAGAUGAUAAAAUAAUUAAAUGUUGAAUAAAUGAGGGGUUUGUUAGUGAUACGCAUCCCAAACUUUCACAACAAUAACAACUGGGCCAACAACAAAAACUAUGAAUGAAUAAAGAAAGCCCACACACAGCAUAUGCUGCUCCAAAGUACACAUAAGUAGCCCUUGUCAAGUAAUAAUUAAUUAAAUGCAUGGUACUUCUAAUGAGCUAUAGUAUGUCAGGUAAGUAGUGUGCAUUAAUCAAAAUACUAACACUACUGUAGCACUUCAAGUGUUAAUACUGCACAUGAAUAAAUACUACAAAUCUUGAUUGUUAAAAUUGUGCAUCUACAUUACACUGCAGGUGGAUGUAAGUACAGCUUUAUAGGCUACAUAAAAUCAAUGCACAGGACUGCCAACCAAGAGCAAAUCAACAAUAAAUUGAUACUACUGUGUGGUAAUUUAGGUGACACUUCCAGUUGAUGUCCUAUAUGUGUUGAUGAGUGAUUGUUUUCCCCGCAGAUGAGGUCAGGACGGGAAUGUACAGGCAGCUCUACCAUCCUGAGCAGCUCAUCUCUGGAAAGGAGGAUGCAGCCAAUAACUACGCCCGUGGACACUACACCGUGGGGAAGGAGAUCAUUGACGGGGUUCUGGAGCGUGUCCGUAAAAUGGUAAGUAUCACAUUAAGACCUGAUCUUGGUCAUAUAGUCAAAGGAAGGCUUUGAGUCAUAAUGUAGUAAUAAUAUAGGCUAAGGCCAAUAUAUUGUGCAUCCCUAGUGUUGAUCAAUUGUUUUUCUCCCUAGACUGACCAGUGCACAGGGCUACAAGGAUUCCUCAUCUUCCACAGCUUCGGAGGCGGCACCGGCUCUGGUUUCACCUCUCUGCUGAUGGAGCGCCUGUCUGUUGACUAUGGCAAGAAGUCCAAGCUGGAGUUUGCCAUCUAUCCAGCUCCCCAAGUGUCCACAGCUGUGGUAGAGCCAUAUAAUUCCAUUCUGACCACCCACACCACCCUGGAUCACUCCGACUGUGCCUUCAUGGUGGACAAUGAGGCCAUCUACGACAUCUGUCGCCGCAACCUUGACGUUGAGCGUCCAUCCUAUACCAACCUCAACAGAUUGAUUGGUCAGAUCGUUUCCUCCAUCACUGCCUCCCUACGCUUUGAUGGUGCCUUGAAUGUUGACCUCACAGAGUUCCAGACCAAUUUAGUCCCAUUCCCCCGCAUUCAUUUCCCCCUGGUCACCUACGCGCCCAUUAUCUCUGCUGAGAAGGCCUACCAUGAGCAGCUGACCAUCUCUGAGAUCACCACUGCCUGCUUCGAGCCAGCCAAUCAGAUGGUCAAGUGUGACCCUCGCCAUGGCAUGUACAUGGCCUGCUGUAUGCUGUACCGUGGAGAUGUGGUUCCCAAAGAUGUGAAUGCUGCCAUUCAAAAUAUCAAGACCAAACGUUCCAUCCAGUUUGUGGAUUGGUGCCCCACCGGUUUCAAGGUAAGUAAUAUGAUUGCCUCCUGUAUAUGGUUUAUUUUGCAAUUUGAGGUACACACCAUAUUUCUUUUGUGGUCUAAGGGGUCUUUUUUACAUUUUAUUUGUUUAUACCUAAUCAGGUUGGGAUCAACUAUCAGCCCCCGACUGCCGUACCUGGAGGUGAUCUAGCUAAAGUCCAGAGGGCUGUGUGCAUGCUGAGCAACACCACUGCCAUUGCUGAAGCCUGGGCCCGUUUGGACCACAAGUUUGACCUCAUGUAUGCCAAACGUGCCUUUGUGCACUGGUAUGUAGGUGAGGGCAUGGAGGAGGGAGAGUUCUCUGAGGCCAGAGAAGACCUGGCUUGUCUGGAGAAGGAUUAUGAAGAGCUGGGCAGAACAAGCACAGGAUCUGAUGAUGAUGAAGCGGGUGAGGAAUAUUAA